Phycodurus eques (leafy seadragon) is the source of this 4922-nucleotide messenger RNA. Its product is annotated as protocadherin gamma-C5-like. Gene Ontology annotation, biological process: homophilic cell-cell adhesion. Lineage: Eukaryota; Metazoa; Chordata; Actinopteri; Syngnathiformes; Syngnathidae. The coding region runs from base 1411 to 3975 and encodes 854 amino acids. Gene Ontology annotation, cellular component: plasma membrane. The record is from RefSeq and is a predicted model, not a curated record. The transcript has a single exon. Gene Ontology annotation, molecular function: calcium ion binding.
ACCGACAAUCCUUUCGGCAGUUUUGAUGAUGAUGAUGAUGAUGAUGUCAAGCUGCCAAAUGAAGUCGCUUGGGUGGCGAAACAGCCGACGCAGCCACAGCGUUUGCUCCACUCGCAUCAGCUUCGGCAGCUGUUUUGAAAUCCAGUCAAAUAACUUGAAAUAUAUUGAAGAGAAAAAACCCUGCAAAAAUCCGACAGUGAUUGGCAACGUUCGUUUGAUUGUUAAUGACGUACGGCAUCCCUGAAAGAAUGUUCUGUCGGCGAAGGACCCCGUGAGGAGUCAUAGGUGGCCAGCAUGGUGCCUGACUAAAUUACAAAUGAAUACAGAACUAAAUAAGGGGAGUCAGUAAAUCAUGGAAAAUUGAAAUUGAAUCAAUCCACAAAGAAAAUGUAUUCAAAAAACUAUAUUUUGUUGACCGCACCACAGCGUUUAAAAAGAAAUAUUUUUGUCAAUUUGGACCUCGUGAAAUCAUCGCAAUUCAGCACCUCGAGUGAGGACAGCGACUUUCUUUACGAGUCAAACAAACGCACCGAAUAAAAUCAACAGCAUGAAUUGAACUUAGCGUUGUUGCAUUCAAAUAGAUAGUGAUGACUGCAUACAUUCACUAUUAUUUUUUUUGUUUCAAUUUAUGUAAAGCAUACUUUCACUGAGUUAAUGUCUAUCUCGUGUCAAUCAAAUACAAAUAAGUGGUGAGGUUGAUUGAUGUUUACACUAUUUAUUCUUUUCAUCAGAGUUGUUCUGAGUCCAUAAAACAGUUGUCAAUAUCAUACCGACGUCAAUUUCACAUGUUGACUGCGUGUCCUCCUCCUCACACAGAAACAAUUCAGCACCAUAAGUGCAGGACAGUGACGCCUGCGAUGACGUCACAACCGUGUUCGAAUCAUAACAAGUCAUUGCCACCAUACAUUUUCGUUAUGCAUGUAAAGUUGAGACUUAGCUUGUCCUUUUGUUGAUUUAAAGGCAUUGGGAUGUUUUCUUGAUGUACUCUAACAUAAUUCGGUGCAAUGAAAACCAAUCAGAAUUGGCACAAAAGCACCAAUGUCAGGCUUGCAGAAGGGAGGGGAAGAGCUGUGUCUUUAAGAGGGAACGGGGAUCAGCUCGCCUCUCAUUGGCUGGUGGAAGCGCGGCCAGCGAGCCAAUAGGCUCGAAGACCGUACAAAGCAAUCUCGUCCCUGCCCCCGCGCAGCUUCAUCUCACCAACACGUCGAAUGCACCGAGCUGCGGCGCAGACGGAAAGGAAUCGGCUCGGUUUGCUCGUUUGCUCGUUUGCUUUUUCCCACCUUGAAACGAAUUCAAUUUCGUCGCUCCGCUCCGAUGGCUUGAGGGGCCGCUCGUGGAAAUCUUCCCCGUUUGUAUGGACGUCAGAGUCGCCGUGGAGAGGAUGUCCGCGUUGUAACGGAGCUUGCGAGGAUGACAAAGACAAUAGGAUCCCGAGACUGGCGACGGCAGGCUCUUUUGUGGCAUUUUCUCUUGUGGACUACAGCGGCUGCGCAGACUCGUUACAGCAUCCCGGAGGAGCUCAAGCGAGGUUCGGCGGUGGGCAACGUGGCCAAAGAUCUGGCUCUGGGACUGUCUGAGAUAUUUGAGCGCAAGCUGCGUGUCGCCUCUGAGGCUGGGAAGCAGUAUUUCAGCGUGGAUGCGGGGAAGGGCGAGCUGCUGGUCAGCGACAGAAUAGACAGAGAGGCUUUAUGCGGACAAAGCGCCAGCUGCGUGCUCCCGCUGCAGGUCGUCGUCGAAAAUCCGCUGCACUUGCAUCGAAUCGAAGUCGACAUUCAGGACAUUAAUGACAAUUCACCUCGAUUUCAUACGAAUGAACUCGCUUUAAAAAUAGCGGAAUCAGCCGCAGUCGGCACUCGUUUCCUUUUGGAAAGCGCGGAGGAUUUAGAUGUCGGGAGUAAUUCGGUCAAAACGUACACCUUGGCUAAAAACGACUGUUUCACUUUGAAAAUGAAGGAGGUUGAGGAUGGGAAAUUAGUUCCCGAGUUAGUUUUAGAAAAACCACUGGACAGAGAAAGAAAAGCUUCUCAUCAGCUCCUGCUGACUGCUUUAGACGGAGGCAAUCCAGUCAUGUCUGGCACUGCACAAAUUACUGUUUUAGUGCUUGAUAACAACGACAAUUUCCCCGUUUUUGACAAAAGUCUCUAUAAAGCGUCCUUACAAGAAAAUGUGGCAAAAGAUACAUUCGUACUUAAAUUGACAGCGACUGAUGCAGAUGAGGGACCGAACGGACAAGUCCAAUAUUUCUUUAGCAUGCGCACACCUGAUUUGGUGUCGUCUGUGUUUAAAUUAAAUUCAGAAACGGGUGAAAUAUUUUUACAAGGAGAUUUAGAUUAUGAGAAAGCUACGUCUUACAGAAUUGAAGUGACUGCCAAAGACAAAGGGAUGCCUGAAAUGGAGAGUCACUGUCGUGUGCAGAUUGACGUCGUUGAUAUGAAUGAUAAUGUUCCAGAAAUUAUCCUCACCUCGGAACCGCAGCCGGUCCGGGAGGACGCACCGAGUGGGUCAGUGGUGGCUCUGCUUACAUCACGUGACGCAGACUCUGCUAAUAAUAGCAAAGUCACGCUGCGGAUCCCUAAAGGCUCCCCUUUCAUUCUGAAACCGUCUUUUUCGAAUAAUUACGCGCUGGUCACCAGCGGCGCUUUAGACCGGGAGAGAGUGUCCGAGUACGAGAUCGAGGUCACGGCCACCGAUUCGGGCUCUCCUCCUCUCUCGAGUCGCAGAAGCGUCGCCGUCAGCGUCGGCGACGUCAACGACAACCCUCCCGUCUUCUCUCAGAGCUCUUAUAACGUUUAUUUGAAAGAGAACGACGUCGCGGGCGCCAUCCUGCUCUCGGUGUCGGCCGGCGACCCGGACGCCGGCCAGAACGCCAAAGUGUCCUACUCCCUGCUGGAGAGCAAAGCGGCCGAGGCGCCGGCGGCGUCGUCGUACGUUUACGUCAACUCGGAGAACGGCAGCAUCUACAGCAUGCGCUCGUUCGACUACGAGAAAGUCAAAGUGUUUGAGGUCGGGGUGGAGGCCAAGGACCGGGGCUCUCCGUCUCUCAGCGGCAACGCCACCGUCCACGUUUUCAUCCUGGACCAGAACGACAACGCCCCCGCCGUCAUCUACCCCUCCCCCCACGCCGCCUCCCACCUGAGGGCGCCCCGCUCGGCCAAGGCGGGCCACCUGCUCACCAAGGUGACGGCCGUGGACGCCGACUCGGGCCACAACGCCUGGAUCUCCUACAAAGUGGCGGAGGCCACGGACGCCUCUCUGUUCGCGCUCAGUUUGUACACGGGGGAGGUGAGGACCAAACGCGCCGUGUCCGAGCACGACGACUCCUCCCAGAGGCUGAUCGUGGCGGUCGAGGACGACGGGGAACCGGUCCGCUCGGCCACCGUCACGCUGUCCAUCCUGCUGGAGGACGCCGUGAGCGAGCCCGCCUCGGAGCCGCUCGGGCGCGACUCGCCGUCCGAGCCCCGCGAGAAAGGCGGCGGCGGCGGCAGAAUCACGCUUUACUUGAUCGUGUCUCUGGCCUCGGUGUCCGUGCUGUCUCUGCUCACGUUGCUCGCCUUGGCCGUCAAAUGCGCCAGGAGCGGCGCCGCUCGCUGCUCGGGCGUCGGACGCACGCGCUGCGAGCGGGACGGGAAGCCCGACGGAAAUCUGCACAUUCAGCUCAACGCCGACGGACCCAUCAAGUACGUGGAGGUUCUGGGAGGAGACGUCAUGUCUCAGAGUCACUCCUUCAGGUCCUGCAUGUCUCCCGUGUCAGAGUACAGCGAUUUCACGCUGCUCAAGCCCAGCAGCACCGCCGACUUCAAGGAGGUCAUCGGCGUGCUGGAUGCCUCUUUGCCGGACAGCGCCUGGACCUUCGAGAGCCAGCAGGUGAGCCGACGAUUCGCUUUGCGAACGACGACCGCUUGCGGCGCUCUGGCUGCCCGCCGUGCGCAUUUUCACAACGUUUCUCUCCCGCAGUUGGUGAUCUGUUGCCGUUGACAACAAUAGAUUGAAAUGUGUUAGUGUAUUUUCCAAUUCUGCUGACUUUUUGUUGUUGCAAUCACAUUUUGUGGUUUGAAUGAAGUCAGCUUGAUUGUAUGUAGCACAUUCUUCAGAAAAAGUCCGCAGUUUCAUAAUGGACAACAAACUUGAAAUCCUCCCACAGCAGUAUUUUUUAUUAUUUAUUUCCAUUCCAUUUGAUUAAGAUGGCAUCAUGUUUUACCAACUGCCACAAAAACUGCUUUGGUGUUGUUUUUCUUGUCAUUAUUGGGGAAAUCCCGAUCCAACUUUUUCACUUCCGAUCCGAUAUCACUAUUGCGACCUUGAGUUUUGGCCGAUAUCGGUCCGAUCCGAUAUCAACAAUUAUCAUACGUACUUGAAUUAUUUUGUCGUACGGAAUGUUACGCUAUCUUUGAUCAAGUGAUAUCACUCGGAGAACAAUUAUCAGCAACGGUGGGUGUGAGGAAAAACUGACCCCCUCAUUAUUAACCAAUGGGUUACAUCAAGUCACUUUAAACAAGGGAAUGUACUACAAUUCAAUAAAAUAAACAAUUUUAUUCGAAAAUCCUGACAAAUCAAACCAAUAACAAAGUUUAUAUUUAAAUUGCAACAUAUCCACUGCUUCAACAUAAUCAUAUUCUACAGUUGAAUAGAUUCAAUAAACAUCAAUGAGAAAAUCAUGAAAGAUAAUCCAAAUGAAUAAUAAACACGAAUUGUACUUUGAAAGUGCAAAAUAUUUCAAGUUCAAUUCCGUCACUGAUUUAUUUUUACUGUCGGCAUAUGGUGGGAACAAGCAUUUGUUUUCGCUGCAUGUGCGGUGCUUGUGGGGUUUAGUUUUAUUUGCUCUUCCUGCUGUGCACUUCUUGACCUCUGAGGGGCGGUAUGGUGCACACAAUGAGAAACACACUCGCAGUAACAAAGAAAGUAGAAGUUCAAUCGAAUUUUGU